Melanotaenia boesemani (Boeseman's rainbowfish) is the source of this 4355-nucleotide messenger RNA. RefSeq names its product inactive rhomboid protein 2-like. Bases 156 to 2663 code for a protein of 835 amino acids. NCBI's taxonomy places the organism in Eukaryota, Metazoa, Chordata, Actinopteri, Atheriniformes, Melanotaeniidae. Gene Ontology annotation, biological process: regulation of epidermal growth factor receptor signaling pathway; regulation of protein secretion. The record is from RefSeq and is a predicted model, not a curated record. The transcript has 18 exons. Gene Ontology annotation, molecular function: serine-type endopeptidase activity. Gene Ontology annotation, cellular component: endoplasmic reticulum membrane.
UCCGUGGAGCCGCAGUACGGUUGUUGGAAGGCAGAAAGAGGGAAGUAGUGACACACGGCUGGACGGUAACCGACAGCUCCGUAGUUUUUUCGGACAUAUGCCUUCUGCCUUAUGAGCAAUAAACCAACUACUUUUUCUUGGAGCAAUCUAACAGGAUGGAAUCUCAGGUAGAGGAGGAGCCGCCUCCAAACAGAGACCAGAAAGAUAGUCGUCUAAAGAGCAAGAAGCCACCAAGCCUCAUGAUCGCCAUCCCACCACCUGAGGAUAUGAUGCCCAGUGAUCCCACCAAACAGCCGCCGCGACCGUCUCUGAAAAACAGUGGAAGCGGUCGAGCAACUGGUUCUACGUCCGAAAGCGUGAACGGAGCCAGUGAAGGAGGGAAUUUAGCCAGAGACAGAAGAGCAAAGUUUGGUAGACAGACAUCGCUCUCUCAGAGCAUCCGAAAGAAUACGGCCCAGUGGUUUGGGGUGGGUGAAGACUGUGAGACAAAGCAGCAGGUAUGGCACAGGAAGAGCCUUCGUCACUGCAGCCAGCGCUACGGCAAGCUGAAGGCCCAGUAUCGAGAACCUGAGACAGCCACUAGCAUGGACCAGAGUUUGGACUCACCAGCAACCCACAGGAUGCCCAGAAUUGUGGACCCCCUGGCGCGAGGACGAGCCUUCCGUUGCCCAGAUGAGGUGGACAGUCGCUCCCCCAGGACACCCCACACCACUCAGGGAAUUCCUAUCACCCCAGGGAUGACUUCACUCAGCUCCUUCGCCAGCCAGCGCUCUGGGUACAACCGCUUCCCGAGAAGGAAGCGGGAGUCUGUGGCCCGCAUGAGCAUCAGAGCUGCAUCCAACCUGCUGAGGGGCCGUAGUGGCUUGGCGGGCUCACAGACCGGUCGCAGUUUCCCCAGGAGGAGCUUUGCACGGCCCAGUUGGAUGGAGGAGGACACGGUCGAUUCUGCCGACGCAUCCGUGUCACUCUUCUUCAGCAAGACUGAUGCCCAUGAGGAGUUGUACUCUAUGGCUGAUGAUGUAUUUGAAUCUCCACCCAUGUCAGCCACUUCUGCUCCCUGUGAGCAGAAGUUCCCCAGCCUUACUGUUAAGGAUGCAUCUCGAAUUCCCAGGACACCAACCGCGGUGCUCGAAAAGGCUCAUCAUCGUCGCGGUGGUCGCAUCGCUUCCAAAGUUAAGCACUUUGCGUUUGACAAACAUAAGCGGCAGUACGGCAUGGGUGUUGUGGGCAAAUGGCUGAACCGAAAUUAUCGACGCAGCCUCAGCAGCAACAUCCAGAAGCAGCUGGACGACUUCCACAGCCACAGACCCUACUUCACCUACUGGAUUACAUUUGUACAUGUAGUUAUCACGUUGCUGGCCUGCAGCACGUAUGGUUUUGCCCCUUUCGGGUUUUCACAACACUCCACGUCCGAUCUGGUGCUGAAGAACAAAGGUGUUUAUGAAAGCGUCAAGUUUAUCCAACAGGAGAACUUUUGGAUUGGUCCAAGCUCUGAGGAUCUGAUCCACUUAGGAGCCAAAUUCUCACCGUGCAUCCGUCGGGACAAACAGAUAGUUAACCUGAUCGAAAAGGCCAAAGAACUUGAGAAAGAAUCAGGCUGCUGUAUCCAGAAUGACAACUCAGGAUGUGUGCAGACCCUCAGAGCUGACUGCUCGGAGACGUUGGCCACCUUUGAGAAAUGGGACAAUGAAUCUGUGGAGAUAUUGCGCUCGUCUGGUUCUGUCUGUCAUCAGGACCCCAGGCUGUGUGACGAGCCCGGCUCUACAGAUCCUCAUUGGUGGCCAGACGACAUCACCAAGUGGCCGGUGUGCACAAAUCCCCAGAAGUCGAACCACACAGGUUACAGACACAUGGACUGUAAUAUUAAAGGGCGGCCUUGCUGCAUUGGGACAGAGGGCAGAUGUGAGAUCACAACCAGAGAGUAUUGCUCUUUCAUGCAUGGUUACUUCCAUGAAGAGGCCACACUCUGCUCGCAGGUCCACUGUCUGGAUGAAGUGUGCGGUUUGCUCCCGUUUCUCAACCCUGACGUUCCUGAUCAGUUUUACCGGCUGUGGCUCUCUCUUUUCCUCCAUGCUGGGCUCUUACACUGUGUAGUGUCAGUGGUGUUCCAGAUGACCAUCCUCAGAGACCUGGAAAAGCUGGCAGGUUGGGUCCGCAUCUCCAUCAUUUACAUCCUCAGUGGCAUCACUGGAAACCUGGCCUCUGCCUUGUUCCUGCCCUACAGAGCUGAGGUCGGUCCAGCAGGGUCUCAGUUUGGACUCCUCGCCUGCCUUUUCGUUGAGCUCUUUCAAGGUUGGCAGAUUCUGGAAAAGCCGUGGAAAGCCUUCUUCAAACUUUUGGGCAUCGUCCUCUUCCUCUUUGCGUGCGGACUUCUCCCAUGGAUCGACAACAUCGCACACAUCUUUGGUUUCCUCAGCGGCAUGCUGCUGUCCUUUGCCUUCCUGCCCUACGUCACCUUCGGGACCUUUGACAAGUACAGGAAGCGCAUCCUGAUCGCCAUGUCCCUGUUGGCUUACAUCGGACUGUUCUCCUCCCUCAUCGUUUGGUUUUAUAUUCACCCGAUUAACUGGCACUGGCUGGAGCAUCUCACCUGCCUUCCUUUGACAAGCAAGUUUUGUGAAAAAUACAACAUAGACCAUGACAUUAAUGACCUGGUCCACUAGUCUCCUCAUGACUUGGACGGCGUCCUGGUCUUGUAACUCAAAGCCACUGAUGGGAUCAGUUGCUUCCAGGUCAUAUUGGUGGUCUUUCAGGAAUAUGACAAUCGUGCUUUGUAUGCUUUCCUAAAUAUGAUCUGCUAAAAGUCCAUGUGACUGAAACUGGAUCUGUUUCUACUAACCUGACUGCCGACUGUCUCACCUCUCUAAAACCUAUUUAACCUUUCAAAUCCUCAGAUAACUGGAAAAGACUUGGCAUUAAACUGCAUACACCUGGAUGGCAUUAAGAAAAACAUUAAUAUCUGCCGGAUUCCUUUAGUAGAAUGUCUCAUGAGAGUAAAGAAGCUCAGUGAAACAGGAAGAUUUGGACACCUCUUUCAGACUAUAGGCAAUAACAGUCAGAGUUUAACACUAAAAAAGCUGUUAUCCACUUCUACCACGACCCCAGACUGAGAGAAAUGUUUAAAAUGGUCGUUUAGUUUUUUAACCUUUGCCUGCUGGAUGGAUUCACUCGCAAUGCUGAUGUUUUUCUUAACAGGAACUCUAACAGUGACAGUAUGUUUCCAGUAUUACAGUGAGUGUGCAGCUGGGAUUGUUAGUGACAUAUCAGUGGUCAGCUAAGGCAAGACUUCAGUCUGAAACCACUAGCUGCCUUAAACAGACUAUGCCAACGUGCAGAGAUGCCUCAGUGUGAGUGAGCAUACUGCUGGAAGUGUCAAACCCAACCAAGGCGACUUCACGCGCUGCUAUGUGCUCAUCUUGGUUUCCACAUUAACUGCCACAAACAUGUUUUCACUCUAACACAGACGUGCUUGAACCAUCUCCUAUACUCAGCAGAAUUAGCAUAUUUAUUCCAGGAGUAACUACGAAAGCAGGACUUAAUGUUUGAUCGAAGCAGGUUUUUUUCUGCUUUUCUUCUUUCUCACUCUUUCCUGCCGUGUUUUGCUCUGUAACCCAGCAGCCGACUGCUUGUGUUGCUGUUUUAACAGGUCCCUGACAAUGUGAUCAGUGUAACGUGAUUUCAGAAGCUAACGUUUCUCACAUCCGCGGCUUUAGCGUUGUUAAGGAUUCUGGUGUGUGUUGACCCCGGCUGCUGAGAAAGCCACGGGUUUAAGUGGAAGAUUAUGUGGAUUUAGUUACUGAGUGAAAUUAUGUUAGUCAGUCAGUGGAGCUAAUUCAAUGAUCAUCUAGCAGAAAAGUUGUUUAAAAAUGCACAAAUAAGGUGUGUCUGGUCAUUUUUUUUCAUAUUUCAGAAACGUCUUUAUUGUGCCUUUUGACUACUGAAAGUUUUUGCUGAAUCCCAGAAACCUUGUGUCCUCCAUCACUUAGCACCAUCGGUGUGUUUGCAUUGGGACCAAAUAUUUCACUUCUGUUUUUGUAUUUAUUAAAGAGGGAGAAUUUUAAAUCAGCUUCAGGUAAUAUUAAGAUAUGGUUCUGUUUUUCUUCGGUUGUAUAUGUGAAAAUGUGUCCGUCGUGUCAAAAAUAAAUGCCCUGUAAACAUUUCAAAUUUGUAAAAUCUGUUGAGCCUUCAUUUUUUUGUUUUUUCUCAUUAAGAAGUUUUUUUAAUUUUCUACCAAAAACCUUAAACUUGUCAACACAAGAACUUCAAACAGGUCACUCUUCUUAAUGUGGCUUAUUUUUUCUGACUCCUGUCUGAAAUAACAAACCCAAAAUAAAUUAAAUAUAUCUUCACAACUA